Empidonax traillii (willow flycatcher) is the source of this 3155-nucleotide messenger RNA. RefSeq names its product DIM1 dimethyladenosine transferase 1 homolog (gene DIMT1). The transcript is spliced from 13 exons. Gene Ontology annotation, biological process: rRNA methylation. Lineage: Eukaryota; Metazoa; Chordata; Aves; Passeriformes; Tyrannidae. Gene Ontology annotation, cellular component: mitochondrial matrix. The record is from RefSeq and is a predicted model, not a curated record. Bases 86 to 1003 code for a protein of 305 amino acids. Gene Ontology annotation, molecular function: rRNA (adenine-N6,N6-)-dimethyltransferase activity.
AGCAGUGGCGGCACGUGCAGCGCUGUCCCUGGACGGUUCGAGCCCAUCCCGGUGCUUCCCGAGGGAUCCCAGCGGAGCCGCCGACAUGCCCAACGCGCGGGCCGGGAAGCGCUCAGACCGCCGGGACGGCCGCGCCGGCGGCAUCCUCUUCAAUACCGGGGCCGGGCAGCACAUCCUGAAGAACCCCCUCGUCGUCAACAGCAUCAUCGAGAAGGCUGCUCUGCGCCGCACGGAUGUGAUUCUGGAAGUGGGCCCGGGAACCGGCAACCUGACAGUAAAGAUGUUGGAGAAAGUAAAAAAAGUUAUUGCAUGUGAAAUUGAUCCUAGACUUGUUGGUGAACUUCAGAAGCGAAUCCAGGGCACGUGUCUGGCAAACAAACUUGAAAUCAAGGUCGGAGAUAUCUUGAAAACAGACUUACCAUUCUUUGAUGCAUGUGUGGCUAACUUGCCUUAUCAGAUUUCUUCACCUUUUGUUUUCAAGUUAUUGCUUCAUAGACCUUUUUUCAGGUGUGCAAUACUUAUGUUUCAAAGGGAAUUUGCACUUCGUUUGGUUGCAAAACCAGGAACUAAACUGUACUGCAGACUCUCCAUUAAUACUCAGUUAUUAGCUCGAGUGGACCACCUGAUGAAGGUUGGAAAGAACAACUUCAGGCCUCCUCCCAAAGUUGAAUCCAGUGUUGUAAGAAUAGAGCCAAAGAACCCACCACCUCCCAUCAACUUCCAGGAGUGGGAUGGUCUGGUAAGGAUAGCCUUUGUUAGGAAAAACAAGACACUUUCUGCAGCAUUUAAGUCAAGUGCUGUAGAGCAGUUGCUGGAUCAUAAUUACCGAAUUCAUUGUUCCUUACAUAAUACAGAAAUACCUGAAAACUUCAAAAUUGCAGAGAAAAUACAGACAGUCCUAAAAGAUACAGGUUACUCUGAAAAACGAGCCCGCUCAAUGGAUAUAGAUGAUUUCAUUCGAUUGCUGCAUGGCUUCAAUUCAGAAGGCAUCCAUUUCUCAUAGAUCCUACUAGAAGAAUGACAGGUGUUGCUUUUUGUCACCAAAGUCUUCCCUAAGCCAGAGCAAGUGAAGUGGGACAAGCUCUUAUGCUUGGGCUCUUAUUAAAAUGUUAGAUGUGGCUUUAUCACAAACAGCAGGCAAGCUCUGCUGCUUGGUAUUUUAAAAACAGUACAUUCUUUCACAACUGAAGCAAGGUGUUGGACUUCCUCAUGACAAUGUAUUUCUGAAUAUACCCAAAACUGGAUUGAAGUUGCCAUAAUUGAAAUCUAUGUUCUCUGAUCACUUCCGUAUAUUGCAUUAUACUCAACAUUACAACCAUAACUGGUCUGGACAACAAAAGUGGAGUUGUGAUCAUUCCCUUUGGUUGGUUGGUUGGUUGUUUUAAAGUGUAUUUAAACACUUUCUUUUGAUUUGAAAUGCCUCUCUCUUCCAGUUGUCCUCUGGUAACUACCCACAUUCCAAGUCUGUUAGUAAUCUGCCUCUCUUUGAGAAAUUUUGAGAAAAAAGUAACUCUUCCUUGGGAACAACAGCAUUUAUCUUGUGGGCUUGGUAUCACUUACAGAAACAUUACUGUGGUACCUGAAACCACCAGUGUAAUCACCUUUACCUUCUUCCCCACUGUAGUAACUAGAAGAAAACUACCAAAGGGCCACAUCUCAUAAGCACAGAAGAAGGGUUUUUUUGGCCAAGUACAAUUUGAAGUAGCUAUUUUUGUAAGAUAACUGUUUCACCCUUCAAGGCAAAGAGGAGUUUUAGCAUAGAUCAAAGCUUUCAUUGAGACUUAGAGCAGUCAUCCCUGUGUCCUCACAGAAAAGUAUUGAAGUGUCUUUAAUAUAGUUUGGGUUAUGAGUUGUUAAGGACAAGGGAGACCUUUUCCAACAAAGUUUGCAUUAACUGCAGCACAGCUGUCAAAAACAUCAACUGUUAACUGUAGCAUCAUGCAGGGGUGAAAGCAUCACCCUGUGUAUUAAAUACCAUGUGAUUUUUUUCAGAUACAGUGUAGUGUAUCUUUCCAUGAGACAAGUUAAGUGCAAAAGAGGCAAAUUAGCAAAACCUCCUCUAAGAUAAACUUCAUUUAUAUGCAUCAUUGAAUCAUUAGGGAAAGAUCUCUUGAGUCCAACUAGCCCCACCACUGACAUCCCCCCUCAGUUCUUUAGAAGUCAUUGAUUCACAAAUAGACUUGAAUUUGCAGGCAUCCUGAGAUGUUGACUUUAAAAGCUGAAUUGCUCAUUUAUUUCACAGUUUAAUAAUUCAGUAAUUCUCAUGCUGCUUCACUGCAUGCAGAACCAAAUUGUGAGUUGGGUAAUAGCCACAAGGAAUAUGCUCAGACUAAUACAGAAGGAACAAAUGCUGGAGGCUUGUGUCACACUUCGUAAAUGCUUUCAUUUUACAGGACAGGAAUUGAGGAUAAGCUUGCCUGUCUGUACUUCCAGUCCAUCAUGACAAUGGGCUACAGGAAGUCAGGUGCCUAACCAGCCAUAUCAGGUUAUCUCAAUUCUCACUGCUUCAGUAUCUUUAUAGGUCACACUUAGAGCAGGCUCUGGCACAAAGACUGGAUGUAGACACAGUUUCUGCUUGCAUGUGCUGCCUGACAGGACACAUGUUAUUACACAGCUUAGUAAAAAGCUGCUCAAAGUGAAUUCUGUCCUUCCUGUUCCCUUUGGUACCGGCAGGAAGCCACAGCCUGGUUGUGGCUCUACGGACGAAUAGUAUGGAAGCCACUGUUACUCAUGUAGGACGUCUCAAUCUUCACAGACUUUACAGAAUUCUGUAGGAGCAGCUUCAAAGGAACCCUCUCGUAUUACACAAUAACCUGCCUGCUAACAAAAGCUAUUGUCUGCCUUUUCAAGUUAUUUUUUUCUUUUAAAUGUGAUGGAUGAUGUUCGUAAACAUUGAGAAAGGUGUGAUGUUUCUUUUAAGACCUGAUGCAAAACUAAGUUAGGACAGUGCUCCGGGAAAUUUCUUCCUGUAUGACGAACUUGUGGAGAAGAAUUGGCUGCAGAAGGAAAUACUUUCUCUGAAUUCAGAGUAAGUAUUCUUUUCAAAAAUAUAACUAAUGUGCUGACAAAUUUAAACCCUUCUGAAAGAAUAACAAAAAUUCUCAGAUGUUGUUCAUUUAAUAGCUUAAUUUAUUAAACACAUUAUGUAAAAUCUA